AUGGCUGCGCAAAAGUUGCAAACGGCCGCGGUUUUAACGGACCCAGGCCCGGAAGCAAAGUUCACCGUGUCUAGAAUCCCCAUACCAACCCCGGGGCCCAACGAGCUUCUGGUCCGCCUCUCGUGCACAUCGGUCUGCCACUCGGAUGUAUCCAUGGCUCGGGGCUUCUUGGGGCCCCCGAACUCCAUCCUCGGCCACGAGGGGGUGGGCCGCGUCGUGGCCGCCGGCUCCAACGCCGUCUACCUCAUCGGCGGCGAAGGAGACGCCUCGUCGCUGAUCGGUCGCCGCAUCGCCGUCGGCCUGCUCCGCGAUCUGUGCGGCACCUGCGACUACUGCCUCGCGCCUCCCGAGCACGCCUCCGAGUCCCGCUGCUCCGCCCGCAUCUUCUCGGGCCUGAGUCUGGACGGCACCCUUGCACAGUACGUGCUCGUGCGCGCCCGCUACGCCCAGUUCCUCCCUGCUUCGCUGGACGCCGUGCCGGACGAGCACGUCGCCCCCGUCAUGUGCGGCGGACUCACCGCCUACAGGGCGCUCAAGGUCGGCGGCCCGGUGGCGGGGUCGUGGGUCGCCGUGUCCGGAGCUGCGGGCGGCGUCGGCGCGUUCGCUGUCGCCUACGCCCGCGCCAUGGGUUGUCGGGUGGUGGGGCUGGAUGUCGGCGAGGCCAGGCGCGCCUACGUCCUUGCACAGGGCGCCGAGGCCUACGUGGACGCGACCGGCGCGGAUCCCCAAGCCGAGGUCAAGCGCGUCACCGGCGGCGCUGGUGCAAACAUGAUUGUGGUCGCGGCCGGAGUGGCGGCGGCGUACGAUGCCGCGAUGGGCAUGUUGGCACCCUUUGGCACGCUGGUCUGUGUUGGCAUGCCACCUCCCGGCACCGCUGUCAAAUUUGAUCCAUUCGAAAUCAUAUCCUACGGUUACAAAAUCGUCGGGUCCGUGACGGGAACAAGGGUUGAUGUGCUGGAGGCAUUAGACUUUGUCAAAAGGGGCCUGGUAGUGCCCAAGGUGAGGAGGGCUCAGCUUAGCGACAUUCAAAGUAUUAUACAGGAGGUCUCAAGGAGUGAGGGAGAGGGCAAGUUUGUUAUUGACCUGAAAGACCAUGCAUCAGCGUUAUAGACUGUCGGCAUUUUGUACAUGAUUAUAGAUGGUGGCUAGCAUAUGCGCUGCCCAUUUGCAUUUGUCAGCGGGAACAUCAAAUUGCCGUUGAUACCCGCCAUGUAUGGCUUGCAUGAGCAUGCAAAGGUGUUCGUCCUAGUUGCACAUGUGUGCCGACUUAUCCCAUAUGCAUGCGUUUUUGGUUUCCUAUUUGCCAUUAGUCACUUUGGCCUGGGUGGAUCUGGCCUAAUUCGCCCAUAACUAGAAAUCUGCCGAUUAGUGCCAAGCGAGCUGAAUACUUCUAUCUGUAACCUCCGUAUUUUGGUGGAGAAGCGACUAUGAGUAACGAGAG
Molecule: messenger RNA, 1441 nt
Organism: Pyricularia oryzae 70-15
Lineage: Eukaryota; Fungi; Ascomycota; Sordariomycetes; Magnaporthales; Pyriculariaceae
Exons: 3
Coding region: 1-1110 (369 amino acids)
Molecular function (GO): oxidoreductase activity; zinc ion binding
Source: RefSeq, a predicted model, not a curated record